Messenger RNA from Lindgomyces ingoldianus, 3182 nucleotides. RefSeq names its product RNI-like protein. The record is from RefSeq and is a predicted model, not a curated record. NCBI's taxonomy places the organism in Eukaryota, Fungi, Ascomycota, Dothideomycetes, Pleosporales, Lindgomycetaceae. The transcript has 2 exons. The coding region runs from base 91 to 2997 and encodes 968 amino acids. Gene Ontology annotation, molecular function: protein binding; protein-containing complex binding.
CCGCUCCGCUCCUCUCGCCCCCGGGCUGCGGCCACUCGCUCCUACUCUUCGCUCCCCUCUGGGCUCACGCCAACAGCUGCCAUUCCCGCGAUGCGCAGGUACAGGACCGGCAGCCCUGCUGCCCAUGCCAGGGUUAACGGCGGGGCCAUUCCAGACCCCUUCUCCAUGAUCCGCGCCUACGAGUCCGAGACAAACCCGACCAGGCCCAUCCGCCCCUCCCCAUUGACCGCUUCCACGAUCCAGGGCCUGCCACUGGACUUGCUCGACCGCCUACGAUCGUUCCCAUUGUUCCUCUCCGCACCUGACUCGUUCCUCGCUGCAAUAGGCGCGCACCUUAAGCCGCAGCUCUACCAGCCGCACGACUAUAUUCUCACCGAGGGUGACCAUGCGAAGGCGAUGUACUGGUUGGUGCGCGGUGCUGUGCGUGUCACAUCUCGAGAUGGAGAGAGCACAUACGCUGAGCUAAAGCCCGGCGCUUUCUUUGGCGAAAUUGGCAUCCUGAUGGAUAUCCCCCGCACCGCCACUAUUAUAGCAAACACAAGGUCUCUGGUUGUGCGACUGAACAAGGAAGACUUGAAGAAAGAACUGCCCAACUUCCCAGACGUGGAAAGAGCGAUCAUGGAGGAGGCAAAGGAACGCCUGUCCAUCUUGGAGCGCAAGAAGAAGGAAAUCGGCGGCUCCACCACAAAGGAGCUGACUAAGGCCUUCCAGCGAAACGGUAAGCGCACGCGAGACAGAGUGGACGGAGACGUGGAAAUGGGCGACUCUGGCAUCCUAAGAGACGGAGAGGUCGUUAGUGCCUACAAGAAGAGAAAGUCCCCGAGCCCAGGUCUCGCCGAGGCCGCAGCGUUGAGCGUUUUCGGCAGCGGGAGUGUCAAUGUGAGACUUUUGCUGAAAGAACUCCCGCUGUUCUCGAGCCUCCCGGCUGACAUCCUCCACUUCAUCGGACUGAAUGCCCACCCUUGCUCCUUCCCUCCCUUUACCGAUAUCGUCCAACAAGGCACUACGGGGCGCGACGUGUAUUUCAUCGUUCGGGGUGAGGUCGAGAUCCUAAACACUAAACCACCAGAAGAGAACGGUCACGCGACCAUGCAUAUGCGGAGGAAGUCCAUUGCGGGGGGAGAACACAGCUUCUCAGAGUUGAAGGCGCGCUUGAGGGCUGGACAGUAUUUCGGCGAAGUGACCAGUCUGUCCCUAGCUCCUCGCCGAACAGCAACCGUUCGAUCCAUCUCCUCGGUUGAAUGUCUCAUGAUCAGCGGAGACGUCCUAAAUGACUUGUGGGAGAAGUGCUCUCCAGACCUCCGCCGGCAAGUUGAGAAGGUCGCAAAAGAGCGCCUACAAGCCAAUCGAGAUACCGAUACACACAUGGCUGAAGCAAUAGACAACACUCCGAAGAUUGACGAGCUAGCAAUUGUUGAUAUUAUCCUACCCCGGACACCAAGGAAAAAGAGUGUGCCCACUGUCACCUUCAGCGAAACUCCUAGCACAAUAGAUACGCCGUUAACUCCCUCUCGAAGGGAAGAGAGAUCGGUGAUAGAGCCGUACGACCCAGAUCCUUUCCUAAACCCAGACCUCGACAACAUGAGAUCGAGAUCGCGAAGAGGAUCUCUAGCCCCUCCAACCCCUGAGCCACCCCAAAGCACUUCAAAUGGCUCGCAGCCAAAGUCUCCUUCACCCAAUGGAACUCCUCUGUCUCCCUCCCCCUUACCGAAGCAUUCGUCAACCCCGCCACAGCUAACAGCCGCGUACAAACGGCCGAGGAUCAUCCGGCGACCAAGCCGAUUUGGUCAAGGAAUAUUCCCAGAUCCGAUCCUAAUUGAAAUCUUCAAGGGCCUUGACGUUGGCGAGCUGAUGAUAAUGCGAAGAGUGUCGAUGCACUGGCUUAAAAUCAUUACGACCUCGCACGAUAUUCUAGACAGUCUCGACCUUACUAGAUACAAUCGCAGAGUAACCGACCGCACCUUAUCUGAUAUAAUAUGCCCCUUCGUAGGCGCCCGCCCAAGAGUCGUAGACAUCAGCAACUGCUUCCAUGUGACCGACGAAGGCUUCGCCGCGCUUGCAACAACAUGUGGUCCUAAUGUCAAAAUCUGGCGCAUGAAAAGCGUGUGGGAUAUCACUGGUCCUGCUGUCCUCGAAAUGGUCAACAAGGCUAAAGGACUCGAAGAGGUCGAUCUCAGCAACUGCAGAAAAGUAGGAGACAACCUCCUUGCUAGAGUGAUCGGCUGGGUCGUCCCUGAACUCCCACCCCAAAUGGCCGCCAUGAACGCGCACGCCCAAAUGAACGGUCGUCAUCGCGCCUACAGCCAGCAACAGAAACCUGGGCAACCCAACCAACCCGUCCCGCAACCACUUCCCCCAGGCACCAUCGUCGGUUGCCCGAAACUGCGUCGCUUAACCCUCUCCUAUUGCAAACAUAUCACGGAUCGGUCGAUGGCCCAUAUUGCGGUGCAUGCGGCGAAUCGCAUCGAGCAGAUUGAUUUAACGAGAUGUACGACGAUUACGGAUCUUGGGUUUCAACAUUGGAGUGUUUAUCCAUUUCCGAGGUUGACGAAAUUGGUGUUGGCGGAUUGUACGUAUUUGACGGAUCAUGCCAUUGUGUCUCUUACGAAUGCCGCGAAAGGUUUGAGGGAAUUGGAUUUGAGUUUCUGCUGCGCCCUCUCCGACACAGCAACCGAAGUCCUAGCCCUUGGCCUCACCUCCCUCACCCACCUCAACCUCGCCUUUUGCGGCUCCGCCGUCUCCGACUCGUCCCUCCGUUCCAUUUCCCUCCACUUGCUCGAGCUCAAACAACUCUCCGUCCGUGGGUGCGUUCGCGUAACCGGGAAUGGUGUGGAGGCUGUCGUGGAAGGGUGCAGAGAUUUAGAGUUCUUUGAUGUUUCUCAGUGCAAGAAUCUGGGGAGGUGGCUGGAUGCGGGUGGUGUGGAUGCGGUGCGAUCGAGGGGAAGAAGAGUUAAGUUUGAAGUUGUGGCAGACGGGAGGUGGAGAACGGGGAAAUGAGGAAGCUAGGUGCAAGUGACCAGUUAGUGCGUGGUUGAAGUUUUUUAGAGUUCGAUAUGUGACGCGUGCUUGAAUCACGAAACGGUAUAGAGCAUACUACAGUUGGAUCUGACAAAGGGUUUGGGCUGCGGACGUUGCGAAUCGGCGUUGAGCUGUAAACCGUGCAUGUGGCACAGAAGAUUCGA